Messenger RNA from Aspergillus ruber CBS 135680, 2412 nucleotides. RefSeq names its product fanconi-associated nuclease 1. The record is from RefSeq and is a predicted model, not a curated record. The coding region runs from base 1 to 2412 and encodes 803 amino acids. NCBI's taxonomy places the organism in Eukaryota, Fungi, Ascomycota, Eurotiomycetes, Eurotiales, Aspergillaceae. The transcript is spliced from 3 exons. Gene Ontology annotation, molecular function: flap-structured DNA binding; 5'-flap endonuclease activity; 5'-3' exonuclease activity. Gene Ontology annotation, cellular component: nucleus. Gene Ontology annotation, biological process: interstrand cross-link repair.
AUGUCCUUGCUGGACUACUGGGGGAAGCAGGAGUCUUCCGCGAAACGCAGAAAGGUCUCCGGUGAUGACGUUCUGCAAAAACACUCGAUUCGGAAAGAGGAGAGUAUGCCUCGUGAAAGCGAAGAGCGUCCUAUAGAUCGCCCAUUAUUAAAGACAUCCGAUUCACCAGCUAUACCUCUAGACGGAUAUCUCCCAAUCGACGAUGGGAAGCACAUUCCAGACAGUCAAACAGAACUAGAAUCUUCCCUUCCAGCAAUCGAAACCAACACCCAAGCAAUAGACGAGUAUGAGACCUUGCGCACUGUGCAAGUUGAAUCAGACGAACCAGACCUGCACCAACGAAUGCAAAACAGCAGCUGGCAGAAAGGCAAAAGCUCUAUAUAUGCUGAUGCCUUCAAUCUAGCACUGGAAACAGUACUAAAUGAAGAGGCUCAUCUGUUCAAUGGGGCUGAGAUGGAGGUGUUCAGGCAGUGGAGAGAGUUGUCAUAUGAGUCGCAGUAUUUAUAUGUACGGCUCUUUCUGCGGAAAACUUCUGCGUGGCAUCGUAUUAACCAGCUUGGUUAUUCGGAUGUUGUGGAUUUGGAUGCUGCGGUCGCUGAGCUCCAGCGCAGUCGUGGACUUCCUAUUCUUUCUGGAAUGGAGAAUGCGAAUCCAGCAGAUGUUGACUCUGGUUCGGAGCUCAAUGGCGAGUUCAGAUUCGCCGAUAGUAGUGAGCUGAUAACGACGCUGGAAGAAGCGUCAUCGUUAUUACUACUGGACGAGCUGAAAAGCUUUGCAACUGAUGUGAAGGCGCAAGGGAAGAGCAAGAAAGAAUUGCUAGCGGUAUUUCGGGAGUCAAUCCAGACACAGACGGGACUUGACUGGAAUCAUGGUAAAACAGGUGUCAGAAGUCCUUAUGUGAAUCGGGAUAGCCACUAUGUCCAAAAGAUUCUCGGCUACACCGGUGACUGUAUAAGGCUCAGCGCUGGUCCUCGUGUCUUGUUUGAAAGAGUGCAUUUGGUCUUUUAUAGGUCUACAGAAUGGACAGAGAAGUCUCUUACGACUAUUAUUCUUGCGAAGACUUUGCGCAAGAACUUCCCGAGUUACAUUGUGUGUCGGUCUAGUUCGAUUUUUCCGUCUAGGUCGACUUUGCUAGAAUUCGAGUCGGCACUGCGGACGCAGUUUGAUAUUGACAAUAUCCUCCAAUUCAAUGGACCCCCGGACUUGCAACAAGUCAAAGGUCUUUGCGAUAAGGUUUAUCCUCGAUGGAAGGAACUUCUAGCCCAAGAACAACGGAAAGAAGCCACUUUCUACGAAUGCGGAGAAGGAGCUUAUCUACGCCGUUUCUCGCCAGCUUGGGUUUAUACUCGGAUUGUCCAUAAGGGCCUUCUUCCCUUGGGACGAUUCAAGGAGCAUAAACGUGAGCAUGAGGUUCUCACUGAACUUCUUGAUCAACGUCUUUUUCACGCUGCGCGUCGUGGUGGAUGGCAUCAACGGAAAGCCCUGUUGGAAGAACAUUACAUGUGGAAUCUCACGCCAUUCGACGGACGCAGUGGAGAGAACCAGCGAAAGCACUGGAAAAGGAUUGCGCUUCGGACAUGUGAGGAAGGGCUCGAGGAUCCGAGCAGUCAUCUAAUCUACCACUACGACUUACAAAAGCGGGUAAUGAAACUGGAGAAAGCGCUGAAAGUGCCUAAACGAGAACAACAUGAUUUUGGAUACGCCGUUCUGGCUAAACCUGAAGAACGGACUAUUGAUGGGAUACGUAUCGAGCAAGAGGAUACGCCUCACGACAAUGCAUCGAAACGAGGUCGUCCGACGGUUUGGGUAGAUGAGAGAGGGGGCGGCGAAUGCAGAGUCGAGCAGAUGUGUUUAAAUUGGUAUAUGGAUCAUGGCUGGAAAGGCUAUCAUUCAGAGGGCGGCAUCGUUCGUACAUUGUUCGGCCUCCUAUUCUACGACAUCCUCUUCACCUACAUCCCUAACGUCUUCCAAACCCCCUUUCAAACCUCCCCCCUCGACCUCCACACAGACACCUUCUAUCCCACCCGCGCCUCCGAAAUAAACCACCGCCUCGUCGAAAUCGCAAAUGGCUCCGCCGAACACCUUAUCCGCACAGUCUACACCACUCACUCCCCCCUCCAACCUUGCGUCGUCGGCAUAAACUGGUCCUUCCCGUUGGACGAUCUGGUUGAAAUCGCGCGAUGUUUUCGUGGUGAGGCGCUGGCGGCGAUUUGUAAGGUUCUCGCGCAGGAGUAUCAGCAAAGAGGUGGGGGAAUUCCGGACCUUUUGGUUUGGAGUCAGGAGAAGAGGGAGAUUAUGUUUGUGGAGGUGAAGUCGGAGAAUGAUCGGUUAAGUGAUACGCAGAGGUUGUGGAUUCAUGUGCUUGUUGGGGCGGGGGUCAGGGUUGAGCUUUGUAAUUGUGUUGCUAGAUAG